Paramecium sonneborni is the source of this 876-nucleotide messenger RNA. The record is from the annotation of a GenBank genome assembly. NCBI's taxonomy places the organism in Eukaryota, Ciliophora, Oligohymenophorea, Peniculida, Parameciidae.
AUGGUUAAAUCAAGAAAGUCGAAAAAUGGUUUUAUGUUCAAACUUAAAUCUAUUCUACUCGUAAAUUAUUUAAAAAAUACAUUUAGAAUAAUAAAUACAAAGAAAUUUUACAGUAACUUGAUAAGAAUGGCUUUAUAAUUAACGAUUUGGAGAAAUUUAAAAAUUAAGUAUUGAAAGAAAACUAUAGACAUACUAAUUUUAAUAGUUUUAGAAGGUAUUAAAAUAUAAGAUUUUUAGAUCAUUAAAUUUGUAUGGUUUUUGUUUAAAAAAAUAUAAAAAAGGAAAGAUUUUAUAUAUAAACCCAGAUUUUAAUAUAAAUUCGGAAUAACUUCCAAGAAAAUAGUAAAGGCAAAUAGAUGGAUAAGAUUUGACAAGUGAUUUGUUUCGUGAUUUCAAUAUUAUAUUUGAGAUAAAAGAGAGUUAAAAGAGAUUAAGGGAAUAAAUUUAAUUACUGAUUGAAGCACAGAAUAAUUUGCAUUAAAAGUUUUAAAGAUAAUAUUAGACUUAUUUAAAGGAAAGGAUAAUUUAAAGAAUUCGAUUUAGAAAAUUAGAACAAUUUUGUUUUAGUUUUUAUUUAAAUAUACAAGAUUAAAAAUAUAGUAAAUAAAAAAAUAUGAUGAAAUAGAAAAAAUAAUAGAAAAAAGUUUGGUGAUAGUGGGGAAAAAACUUUAAGAAUCAUCUGAUUAUUAAUUUAUAUGUGAUAGUUUAACAUAAAUUUAAUAAUCAGAAUCAUAAUAAUAAUAAGUGACAUAUUUUUUAGAAAGAAAUUUAUUUUCGAAUGGAAAUAGUAAACCACUAUCAUAAGUAGGAAGUAGUCCAAUAUAAUUUGAUUUAAAUUAAAGUUUCAGUGGUUUAAGCAAUUAUUUUGAGAUAUGA